Messenger RNA from Mirounga angustirostris (Northern elephant seal), 3044 nucleotides. It is a transcript of the gene AGMO, whose product is annotated as alkylglycerol monooxygenase. The record is from RefSeq and is a predicted model, not a curated record. Gene Ontology annotation, cellular component: endoplasmic reticulum. The transcript has 14 exons. Lineage: Eukaryota; Metazoa; Chordata; Mammalia; Carnivora; Phocidae. Gene Ontology annotation, biological process: lipid biosynthetic process. The coding region runs from base 420 to 1754 and encodes 444 amino acids. Gene Ontology annotation, molecular function: glyceryl-ether monooxygenase activity; iron ion binding.
CUUUGGAUUUGCCAACAUUGUAUUGUACGUUGAUUUUCUGAUAUUACAGAAUUAGUACAGUAGGCCCCCCUUACGCGGUUUUGCUUUCCGCAGUUUCCAGGACAUCCCGGCAGCUUCGGGUCUGGAAGCAGAUGCUCCUCCUUCUGACGAAUCAUCAGAAGGUCAAUAGUAGCCUAACUUUACCUCAGAGUGCUUACGUCACUCACCCCGCUUGUCUCCUUACGUAGGCGUCUUACCAUCUCCCGACGUGGCAAGAAGGAAUCAUCUGUUGGCUGUGUUCUCCGUGGAGCUUUGUUUCUAGCUGUUCUCUGACCAAGGGCUUGUUCUGUGCAGCUCAGCUCUCAUCCUCUUUGUUCAGCCUCUGGCUUCAACCACUGAAUCACAAAUAUUCUCCAGCUGGGAAUCAGACAAGGGCAGACAUGAACCCAGAAGCCCAACAGGAUGUUUCAGUUUCCCAGGGACUUCGCAUGAUGGUUUAUAUGAUGAAGCCCAAUGAAACGUCAUUCCAAACCCUGGAAGAGGUGCCUGAUUAUGUAAAGCAGGCAACCCCAUUUUUCAUUUCCUUAAUGCUUCUUGAACUGGUCGUCAGCUGGAUUCUCAAAGGGAAACCACCAGGUCGUUUGGAUGAUGUAUUGACAUCAAUAUCAGCCGGCAUUUUUUCUCGGCUUCCAAGCUUGUUUUCUAGGAGCAUCGAACUGACCACUUACAUUUAUAUCUGGGAGAACUACAGGCUCAUCAGUUUGCCUUGGCAUUCUCCAUGGACUUGGUAUUUAACUUUCUUAGGAGUUGAUUUUGGCUACUACUGGUUCCAUCGCAUGGCCCAUGAGGUUAAUAUCAUGUGGGCUGGACACCAAACCCACCACAGUUCUGAAGACUAUAACUUAUCCACAGCACUGAGACAAUCUGUUUUCCAAAUAUAUACUUCCUGGAUAUUCUACUCUCCCCUGGCCCUCUUUGUACCACCUUCAGUAUAUGCUGUUCAUCUUCAGUUCAAUCUUCUCUACCAAUUUUGGAUCCACACAGAGGUCAUCAAUAAUCUUGGUCCUUUGGAACUGAUUAUUAAUACUCCUAGCCAUCAUAGGGUUCAUCACGGCAGAAACCGUUAUUGCAUUGACAAAAAUUAUGCCGGUGUUCUUAUUAUAUGGGAUAGAAUUUUUGGGACAUUUGAGGCAGAAAAUGAGAAAGUUGUAUAUGGUCUAACACAUCCCAUUAAUACAUUUGAGCCAUUCAAGGUGCAGUUCCACCAUUUAGUUUACAUAUGGACUACAUUCUGGGCCACACCUGGAUUCUUCAACAAGUUUUCUGUCAUAUUUAAAGGACCAGGAUGGGGUCCAGGUAAACCAAGACUUGGACUGAAUGAAGAAAUCCCAGAGGUCACGGGGGAAGAAGUUCCCUUCUCAUCAUCGGUGUCUCACCUACUAAGGAUCUAUGCAGUUGCACAGUCUGCUUUGAUGCUAGCAUUUUAUGAAGAGACCUUUGCGGAUAAAGCUGCACUAUCACAGGUCACACUCCUUCUGAGAGUUGCCUUCAUUAUCCUGACAUUGACCUCCAUUGGAUUUCUUCUGGAUGAAAGACCUAAGGCAGCUGUUCUGGAAACUUUCCGUUGCUUGGUAUUCCUCAUGUUGUAUCGAUCUGGUCAUCUGAAGCCUUUCAUUCCUUCUUUGUCAUUUGCCUUUGAGAUUUUUUUUUCCAUCUGCAUUGCUUUCUGGGGAGUCAGAAGCAUGAAAGAACUUGCCUCCAGCCUUUGGAAAUAAGUUUGUAUUCAGUUCUUUUGUUUUAAUCAGUUGUCCACAACCACAGUUUAUUAUGAUUGUCUCUGGAAAUAUAAUUAUAUAAUGAUUAUAUGAACCAUUUCUUUAAUCAAAGGUUAGGGUUAUUUACUUAUGCUUGCUUUCCAUUUUUGUUUUCUAUUAAAAUUAAAGUCAGCUGCAGUUCCUUUCCUUUAUUGCUAGGGUCAAAAGCAAGUAACUUCAAAUACAAUAAUGUUAUAUUUACUGGUAGCGUCUAAGUCAAUGAGUAUAAGAAAAGGAAGGGAGAAAACUUAAAAAGAACGAAGAUUUAAUUUGCGUUUUUUGACAACUUCUGUUUACUAAAAUUGUACUUAGAUAAAUAUUUGUUCUCACAAAAAUGUAUUACAUUAGUUGUCUGCCUAAGUCUAUAUUUACCUUUGAAAACCACAUAACCUAAGGAGCUACAUUUGAAAAAGACAUCACUGAAAUGAAAAUGAAGAGAAUUGGUCAGAGUAUGUGUAUUCAACAGUUAAUACCGAUGUCUAAUAUGUUUGAUCUGUUUGUUUUGGCAAUAUGAAGAGCAUGCAGUACAAGUAUCCCCUGCUUUUCAAAAGCCUGCGUUAUGCUUCACUUUUAUGCAUUAUGAAAGACCUACAAUAGUACCUGUUUUCACUAACUGGAAGAAAUUUUCACUUUUACAAAAAAAGUCAGAUCUUUCAUAAACCUAUAAUUUCAGAAACCUGUAGUUCCAUGUUACAGGUUUCCCCUGUUAUCUGAAAUAGAGCCUUCUUAUGAAACCUUCCAUAAGCCAAAAUGGUACAAAGUGAAAAAGCAAUUACCAUUCAUUUAUAUGGAAAGAUUUUGAGCAUUCCCAGACCCCCAAAAAAAUCUCUCAUAGGUUGUUCUGAUACCUUAAGACUCAUCUUGCUAAUGGGUGAAGAAAAAUAAAUCAGAAUAAAGCACAGAUGCUCAAAGACACAGUUCAAAGCUAUGGCAGGUUGGUGCUGAGAGGCUGAGGGUAUUUCCCUGGGAAGGAGCUUGACCCAGCCACUCUCACUGCUCGAAGUAUGUGUGGCCUCCAGAACUGCUCGCUGCAAAACAAAUGCUGAAUGCUAUUUUUGCUUUUCACUUUUUUUCAUAGAAGCAGAAAUUUUCUUCAUGUUUCUUAUUGGUUGGGAAAAUGGGUACUAAUACAGGUCUUUCGUAAAACUGAGGUGGCUUAAUUAAUGCAUAAUUUCAAAAACUGGGAGAUACCUGUAUUUUAAAUUGUCACAAUGAUGUUAAUAAACCUUUCUGAAUAAAUAUGUUCUAAUU